Molecule: messenger RNA, 2460 nt
Organism: Mobula hypostoma (lesser devil ray)
Lineage: Eukaryota; Metazoa; Chordata; Chondrichthyes; Myliobatiformes; Myliobatidae
Exons: 5
Coding region: 8-538 (176 amino acids)
Source: RefSeq, a predicted model, not a curated record
ACCUGUCAUGGGAUCGCGGACGGCGGCGAUAAUGAUGGGGACUCGGAGCUGGAGAUCUGUUCUGGUGGCUUUUUUGUUGCUCGGUGCCUUCCCAAGUAUCGCGGGUGGACCUUUACAUGCACAGUGCAGGGUUGAAUGGACGUUUGGGAUUUCUUGUUAUACUGUGUAUCUGCAGCUAGUGAGCCAGAUAAAAGAAUGGAAAACUGCUGACAAUUGUGCAAAUGGAGGAGAAAAAUGCUUAUACACUCUAAAGUCUGCAAAUGAACAUUACAUUGUGGCUAAGCACACAACUCCAGUGCACAAGUAUGUCGAUGAUCUUACAUUCAAACUGACUUCCUCCUUGGAUAAGAAAUCCUGCUAUGUUUCUGGAUUCUCUGUUUCUGAACUAUGGUAUGCAGUCUUUGACCAUGGUACCAACUACUGCAACUUGCACAAUCUUAUUGAAGGUAGUGGCCUAGACAAAGUUUCAGGUUAUACUGAAUCAACAAACAACUUCAAGUGUACUCAGUAUUCCUCAGCCAACUGUACAAUUUACUAAAUGGAAUGUGCUUUAUUAACAAAAUCAUGAAGCUGCCGGAUGGUGUAUGACUCGGGGAUUUUUUAAAAACUUUUUUCCAAGACUUUGACUGAUUGCCUUCCUUUCAUCAAUAAUGCUAUCAAAGUACUGUGAGGUGCAUUGGGAAAGAAAUUAAAAUUCUUGGCACCAUAUUCAAUAGUAUCUGAACAUUCACCCAUUUUAUGAUUGGGCACUUAGUAAUUCAAGUACGAGUUACUUGACACUGUAACAAAAUGUUAAAAUGUACAGAGAAAUUAUUUGUCCAAAUUAUUAUUUUUGUAUUGUAUGAGAUUCAUCCUAACUUAUCAAUUGGUUCUUCCUUAUGCAUAUGGCAUCUUUGCUUGACUAUACCCCAACUUAUUCUGUUUUAACGCUCCUUCCCAUUACCAAUGUUUAAUUAAUUUACUAAACCACAUUAGUGCUCUUCUAAAAUUAAUAAUAUUCCCAGUAUAUUGCAUUGACCUGAGAUCUAAUUGUUUUUUUUCUUGGUGGUUUGCUAAAAAUAAUCCUAUUUGCUGGGAGAAAUACUACAUAGAAAUAUUACAUAUAGUUUUUCAUCUUAAUUAAAAUAUUGUUUUCUACUUUAAGCUGCCUUCCUAAGUAUAUCUUUAUAACUGGGGCUUUGCAUAAGCUUCAAAGCCAAACUUGUUGGGAAAUAUUUUGUGUAGGUUGUCUGAUCAAUAAGCCAAAGGAAUGCUGGUGAAAAAUGGGGAAUUCAUCAGCACUAUAUUCCUUCAUUAAUAUUGUUUCCAAACAUUGACAUCUCCAUUUUAAAUCAAAAUGUAAAGAAAGAAAGAUCAAGAUUAUUGCCUUGAUGUUUAAUCUGCCACCUGAUUUUUUUUAAAAACUGCUUAUGUACAUUAACAAUAUAUAGACUUUUGUAUAAUUGUAACACUGUCUUAUAACUCUGUGUUUUAACUAAUUUUUCUACUUGGUACUGUAAAUUUAAAUCCAUUUAAAUGUAUUUUGGAACUAAUUCUUUACCUCUAUUAAAUUGGUAACAACAAAUUUAACUGGAUUUGUUUAUUUUCUGUGACCAAACUGAGAUCAGACAUCAAGCCAUUUCAUUCCCUUACAAUGUAGCUUCUAACACAGUAGAACUGAAUAGGAAGUUGUGCUUGCUGUUACUAAGAUUGCCCUAAUACGACUGGCCAGAACAAUUAUUUUCCAUUUCUGCAAUGCAACAGUAAUCCUCAGUGAAAUGGAACCAAAGACCACCUUUAAGAUAUUAGAGUUCAAGUGUACUGCCUUGCAAUGCUGAAAUAUUUUGGUUUAGUUUAUUGGAGACUCCAUUAACCGCACUGAUUGAAGCAUUGAGCAAGAUUAAAAUUGUGGAGGAUGAGAGAGAAAAAUUAACAGGUGCUCAGCACUGUCUGCCUGUGUUUGACCUGCCUUCCUCUCCUCCCGCUACUACAAUUGAGCGGGAGGUGCAGGAGUCUUGGCUCUCACUUUGCCAGGUUUGGGAGCAGUUGUUGCCCUGCAGACAUCGGACUUCUGGACUGGCUUUGCUCGCCUCAGUGCUGAAUUGGCUCUGCAGCUGUGGACUCUGUUUCGGGGACUCUGCAGUUCAUGUUCCAUGUGUUUUGUUUACUUUUUCUUAUUAUUUGCGCGAUUUGUUCAAGUCACUUCAGCACUGAAAUCACCCAGCAGCUGCGGCCUGCAACCAUCAGCACUGGCCUCAUCGUUGAACUGGCUCCGUGGCUGUGGCUUGCAGCAAUCGGUUUCACUCACCUCAGCCUGGAACUGGCUCCGUGACCAUGGACUCACUUUCCGGGACUCUGCGGUUCAUGUUCAUGUCUGUGUGGUUUGUUCACUUUUCAAUUGUUUGCACAAUUUGGUCUUUUCCAGACGUUGGGUGUUCCAUGGUCUUUGUUGUGUGGGUUUUUUUAAUGGAGCUCCAUUGU